UCAUUUCCACAUCAAGAACAACUCUAUAUAUACACACACAUUUCCACUCUUCAUUUCAAACAAUUCCCAAUGGAGAAGCCACAAAUCGACAAAAAAAAAAAAAAACAUGUCCAACAAAAACAUCGAAAUCGAAUUAGGGCAAAAUGAAGAAGCCCUAGUUGAGGCCGAAGACUACUCAAAGAGAGAAAAAUGGCUCCGCGCGGCCGUCUUGGGCGCCAACGACGGCCUCCUCUCCACCGCCUCGCUGAUGAUGGAGAUCGGAGCAGUCCGUCGCGACGCCAAGACGAUGCUCCUCACCGGCGCCGCUAGCUUGGUGGCCGGAGCCUGCAGCAUGGCCAUGGGAGAGUUCGUCUCCGUCUACUCUCAGCUCGACAUCGAGGUGGCUCAGAUGGAGAGGGAGAAAAGGGGCCGCGAGGAGAGGAGCCUUCCGAGCCCGGUGCAGGCGGCGGCCUUCACGGUGGGGGUGGGGGUUCCUCUGCUCGCGGCCGCGUUCGCCCGGGACUACCGUGUGAGGCUCGGGGCGGUGGUGGCGGCCGUGAGCGUGGCGCUUUUAGGGUUUGGGUGGGCUAGUGCGACCCUCGGGAGGGCGCCGCUGGUGAGGGCAGCGCUGAGGGUGCUGUUUGGGGGGUGGGUGGCGAUGGGGAUCACUUUUGGUCUUACCAAGUUGAUUGGUUACAGUAGUAAGUUUACGUUAUUGAUGACUCGAACUUAUGACCUACUGGUGUUUUUUUUGAGUUAAUAACUUAAUAUAAUGAUUUAUUGUUAUGUGGGAUUUAUGUUUUGCAAGUUUAGACAUUGAUAUAAUGUAAUCUCCCUUUUUCUUUAUUCGAUAAUAGAAGUUUUAUUUUGUCAUUCUA
Molecule: messenger RNA, 857 nt
Organism: Salvia hispanica
Lineage: Eukaryota; Viridiplantae; Streptophyta; Magnoliopsida; Lamiales; Lamiaceae
Source: RefSeq, a predicted model, not a curated record